Messenger RNA from Mycotypha africana, 1143 nucleotides. Its product is annotated as isocitrate dehydrogenase, NAD-dependent. Gene Ontology annotation, molecular function: NAD binding; magnesium ion binding; isocitrate dehydrogenase (NAD+) activity. Gene Ontology annotation, cellular component: mitochondrion. The record is from RefSeq and is a predicted model, not a curated record. The coding region runs from base 1 to 1143 and encodes 380 amino acids. Gene Ontology annotation, biological process: isocitrate metabolic process; tricarboxylic acid cycle. NCBI's taxonomy places the organism in Eukaryota, Fungi, Mucoromycota, Mucoromycetes, Mucorales, Mycotyphaceae. The transcript has 7 exons.
AUGUUUCUUAAAACCCUUGCUAAACCCGCCACAGUGAAUAACUUGAGCAAGGUUGCCACUCGUGCAUUCGCUUCCAGUACCACUAUUCCUACACCUACCGCUCUUGACCAAAAAUCUGUGAGUCCUAAAAAAUAUGGUGGAAAAUAUACUGUCACUUUGAUUCCAGGUGACGGUAUUGGCCCUGAACUUGCCAUGUCUGUCAAAGAUGUCUUCAAAGCCGCCAAUGUCCCUGUUGAAUUCGAACAAUACGACGUUUCUGGUUUGACCGACGAAAACGAUCAAUUGUUCAAAGAAUCGAUUGAAUCACUUCGCCGUAACAAAGUUGGUAUCAAAGGUACACUCUACACUCCCACUUCCAAGUUGGGCCACAAGUCCUUCAAUGUCAUGAUGCGUAAGGACUUGGACAUGUACGCUUCCUUAUCUCUUUGUAAGAAUGUUCCUGGUGUCAAAUCUCGUUUAAGUGAUGUCGAUAUUGCUAUCAUUCGUGAAAAUACGGAAGGUGAAUAUUCAGGCUUGGAACAUCAGUCCGUUCCUGGUGUUGUUGAAUCACUUAAAAUCAUCACCCGUGCAAAGACUGAACGUAUUGCUCGUUUUGCCUUUGACUUUGCUAUUAAGAAUAACCGUAAGAAGGUCACCAUUAUUCACAAGGCCAAUAUCAUGAAAUUGGCUGAUGGUCUCUUCUUACGUACUUGUCGUGAUGUUGCAAAGGAAUAUGAACAUCAUGAUAUUCAAGUAAAUGAUAUGAUUGUUGAUAAUACUGCUAUGCAACUUGUUUCUCGUCCUCAACAAUUUGAUGUGAUGGUCAUGCCUAACUUGUACGGUAACAUUGUUUCUAAUGUUGGCGCUGGUUUGAUUGGUAGCCCUGGAUUGAUUCCCGGUUGUAAUAUUGGUCGUGAAUAUGCCAUGUUUGAACCUGGUUGUCGUCAUGUUGGUCUCGAUAUUCAAAACCAAAAUAGUGCUAACCCUACAGCUAUGCUCUUAUCUUCCGUCAUGAUGUUAAGACAUUUGAACUUGGAUGACUAUGCCAACAGAAUUUCCUCGGCUGUUUACGAGACCAUUGGCUCCAACGUCGCUAGAACUGUCGAUAUUGGCGGUACUAGCACUCUUAGAGAAUUUACUGAUGCUGUCAUCUCUAAAUUGUAA